Messenger RNA from Puccinia triticina, 1713 nucleotides. RefSeq lists its product as uncharacterized. The coding region runs from base 1 to 1713 and encodes 570 amino acids. The transcript is spliced from 6 exons. NCBI's taxonomy places the organism in Eukaryota, Fungi, Basidiomycota, Pucciniomycetes, Pucciniales, Pucciniaceae. Gene Ontology annotation, molecular function: GTPase activator activity. Gene Ontology annotation, cellular component: cytoplasm; nuclear pore. Gene Ontology annotation, biological process: intracellular transport. The record is from RefSeq and is a predicted model, not a curated record.
AUGUCCGAAACGCCGGCAGAAACCCCGAUCGAUUGGCCGAAACCGAGCCCAGCUCUUUGUAAAGGAAAGGAACCCAACAACAACGAGAACGGCAACUGCAUACAAUACCACGACCCACCACAGCCGCACGCACACGCAGAGGAGUCUCAGAUGGCCGACAAGACCAGCCCAACAACCGCCGAAGCCCACGAGGUGAAGACAGUCAGAGAACAGGUCGAAGGAAUGGGCGUCGAAACCGGACAACAGACAGCCGUCUCAUCAUCCGACCAGAAGAACUUGAAGCACUCAACCCCUCGGGGGCAGCACAACGAACUGGACAACUCUCCCCCCUCGAGCACCAAGGCAAAGGAGCUGCCCGCCUCUUGGGAUGCCUACGCCGAUCUGCAAUCGCCCUUUGCCUGUUUUGCACCCAGAACGACGACCUGGUCGUACGCUCAGCCAUCAGACCAGGGACCAGGCUCGCCGAAAGAAGGUUCGAACCUACAUGCACGUGCAUCGGCCCCUCCUCCGAAACAAGUAUCCACCGCACCCGCAUUCUCCUUGACGGGUCAACAACAGGCCAGCGCAAAUCAACUCUGCCCAAACAAAUUCCCGUCGGGGUCAGACUUCUUCCUCAAGGGCAAACGUAACACCUCCGUAGCAGAUCCCUCGCCAGUACUCGACGAGGACUCGGCAAGUCAGUCCAAAAAACCGAAGCUGCCCCCACCCCUCUCUCCGACUAGCUUACGGUCCGCCGCACUGGAGAAGUUCAACAGCCACCCCGACCUCCAGCCCCCCUCGGCCCAGCCUUCAACCGUCUCGAACUUCCUCAACGUCCAUCCGCCAAGCUCGAAAGCCAGCUCUGCCUGUGCCGACAACGGCGAGACCGACGAGCCCCCCUCCUCCACAAGAUCCCCGGCCAACCCCUCUCCGCAACCACAACAGCCUAGCAGCCAAUCUCUGGGCUUCUCUGCCUUCGCGACCUCCGCCGGCUUCGGCGAUUCGUCCAAGAAACCGACCGUCGAUUGGUCCGACGGCCGUGGAUCCUCUCCCUCGGUCUUCGACCAGCAGCCCCCCUCAUCUUCAAAACCAGCCGACCCUUCCCAACCUGACUCCCAACAGCCCCCGGUCUCUGAAUGGGGCGGUGGCCAGACUGCAGAACGAAAGACUCACUUGGCUCUAUCUGCCGAGCUAGGCCAAGAGGAUAAACACGAAGGAUUCUUAGCCACUGAAGUUAUCACUGGUGAGGAAAAUGAGGAGUUGGUCAAAAGCGUCCGUUGUAAGAUGUUCACCCUGGGAGAAGAUCAGUCGUGGCGUGAAAGGGGCACGGGUGGUCUGCGGUUAUUGCGGACAAAGGAGGAACCUUAUCGCUACCGAUUGAUUAUGCGAGCCGAUGCGGUCUUGAGGGUGUUGCUCAACGUCCCCAUCUUUAACGGGUUCAGUUACCGUCCAACUCAGGAUAAGUUCCUCACUUUCGCCUCCACCGUGGCCCUGAAUCCCUCGACCGGAUCGGGACCUGGAUCGACAGCGCCGGCCGAGCUUGAAGGAGAGUCUGGCAAAACUCAAUUCCAGCAAUACUUAUGUCGGUUCGGCAAACCCGAAGCUAGACAAGAAAUCAUCGAUAGCAUCGAACAAUGUCUGAAAGAACUCGCUCGAUCAAAUCCUGAUCAAUCUACCCAGGACGACAAAGAAAAUCGGGAAAACGCUUCGGUCGACGCUUCUGACCUCGUCUAA